Panicum virgatum (switchgrass) is the source of this 2484-nucleotide messenger RNA. Its product is annotated as O-fucosyltransferase 23-like. Gene Ontology annotation, biological process: pollen-pistil interaction. The coding region runs from base 800 to 2128 and encodes 442 amino acids. The record is from RefSeq and is a predicted model, not a curated record. NCBI's taxonomy places the organism in Eukaryota, Viridiplantae, Streptophyta, Magnoliopsida, Poales, Poaceae. The transcript is spliced from 2 exons.
CGUGUGACCUGCAAGCCCUUGCCUUUACCUAUCCACCCUCCUGCCUCCUCCCCCUUCGCGGUUGCUUCAACCGAAUCGCUGAAUCGGAGGCGAAUUCCAGCUCGGCUGGGGGAGUGAUUCCACCCCCAAUUCCGACAGCCGGGGGCCAGUCUCUUCGGCAACAGAAACACUAACUCGUAAGGGGAAUCCGUCCCGUUCGCGCGACGCGACCGCGUCUUCCCGAGCUCCUCGGCCCCCACCUCCACGCCUGUGAUCUCCGCUGGUUGCCGGCCUCUCACCCGCCGCCGCCGGCGCGUCGCGGCGGCGGGGGCACCGGACCCGCCUCCACCCCCUAGAUCGGGCGCCUCCUCCGCCGGCCGCUGGUCUCACACCCCGCCUCUCCCCGCUGGGGCCUGGCGAGCUCGCCGUGGAGCGGAGAGGACGCGCGACGGUAGGGGAGUCCUGCUCUUCCUCCUCGCCGAGCCCCCUUGCGGAUCCAUCCGUGCUGAUUUCUACUGCUGCCUCUUGGUCGAGCAUGUACUAAAUUCACAAUGGGAAACAUCAACAAGUCUGCUGCUACUAAUGCUUGAAAGAUUCCAACUUGCCAGUUGCCAGCAGUGGCUUGGGAAAAUAGUGAAGUUACCAAUGCAAGUGUGUUUGCCUAUUGAUUCCAUUAAGUUGCAGCAUCGCUUGCAUUUCAUCUGAAUUUUUCCGAAAAUAGUUAUUCAUUAUGCAGCACGGGUGUUGGUAUUGACAUAAUUUUCAUGGUUGGAUGAUAAAAGGACUGCGUAGGAUGAGAAGAGUUUGAACAAGUGUUUCGAUGAACAUCCUACUAGAGCUUAAGCAUCUCAAGCUCUUUAGCUUGCCCGCAAGGCCUGUCAUCUGCAAAGGCCUUCUGAUAGUGAUUGUCCUUAUUGUAUUGAGAGCAAUUUUGUCUCCAUUUCUUGCCAUAAACUCGUCUGAGAAGGAAGAAUUUUAUGAGUCAACAGUCCCUGACUUGUUUCCUGGAAUCAGACGAGACAAGUUUCUUGAGGUCCCACAGAUUAUAUGGGGAUUGAACAAUCAGAAGAUUGCAUUCGCCAGGGCAUGCUUGACUGCAAGAUUCCUGAACAGGUCUCUUCUAAUGCCAAGCCUGAGUGCUUCACUCUUCUACAAAGAGGUUGACUUGCUGCAGCCUAUUGAUUUUGACAAGGUAUUUGACUUUAGCAAGUUCAAUGCACGUUGUCAUGGCUUUGUAAGGUUAGCUCGGUAUUCAGAAGUUUCUAAUAGAAGCGAGCCUUUGAAACUCCAAAAGGGAAGUGGUAGAAGGUGGACAGUAGAGAGAGACUUGGAUCAACUGCAGCAAUUCAUAGAGGGCAAGGCGGAUGACUCUGAAGUCAUUGAAAUUGUUGGGAAACAUCCAUUUUUGUGGCCUGACCACUGGCCAGUCAAAGACUAUGCCAAAAUCUUUGAUUGCCUUGUCUUAGUUCCUGAGAUAGAAACCGAAGUGGUUAAGGUCAUAUCCAAGAUUAGAGAGGCGGGCCAAAGAGCAAGACAUGAAGCUGGGAUUUCUCAUGGUAAGCAGAGGAGAGAUGGUUCCACUAAUCUGCCUAUACCAUACGUUGCUGUUCACAUGAGGAUAGAAAAGGAUUGGCUGAUACAUUGCAAGAAAUGGGAGCAGCGGUCCAAGUCACAUGAAAUCUGCAGCAGUAAAGAAGAGAUCAUUCAUAAGGUCUCACAGAUCACUGAUCUACGCCGACCAGUCGUCGUUUAUCUGGCAGUAGCUGACAGCCUUCUUGAAGAUGAUUCAAUAACCAGCGGGUGGAGAGUGGGUAUGGUUGCUUAUGAGAAGAAGAAACUUGGAGUUACUGACAUCUAUGAUAGGCAACCAUAUUUUAUAAAGUCUGCCAUCGACUUUGAGGUGUGCUCGAGAGCAGAUGUGUUCGUUGGCAAUAGCUUCUCGACGUUCUCCAACCUUGUAGUGCUGUCCAGAACAGAAAGGUUAUAUAACCUGGGAAAGGCGAACUCAUGUGGCGAGAACAUCGGUCUUUCAUCAUAUGCAUACAAUGUCAUGGGCGAUGAUGGUGGACCACAGAGAUGGAUGACGGAUAUGUUCGAUACAAACCUUCAGAGGCUAAGUUAUGGAACAAAUAAUGUCUCAUGCCACUGACUUUUGACACAUAACACUUGACUCAACAUGGCUGUAUUCAGGAGGAUGAUCCUUGUUUGAAUUUGAUUUUAUCUUCAAACAGGACAAGUAUGUGCAGCCAGUUUGUGGUGCUUCUAAGUUUGGAGCUGGAACCAACAUCUCGCAAUUGUGAAAGACUACGGCAAAGAGUUGUCUGUAUACUUCUGUGUUUAUAGAUGUGCUGAAAAGCUUUUUUUAAGGGCGAUGUACUAAAAAGCAUUGACAUGUAUUGGGCAGUCUUUAGUUAGUAAAGCUAAAUGGUGUGUGAUGGUUUGUAUCUGUGACAUGUUCAAAUUUUUAUGAUUUCAGAAGCAGAUCUACACAUUUGUUUGUCUGCA